UCAAAGAAAAGUAUUUAUCUGAAUGUCAUUCAAACGAAAAAAUACGUAAUUCGGCUAAUAUAAAUUUUCUGUGAUAUAACAUGAAUAAUGGAUUCGAGAGACGACAAGAAAUCUUUGAAGACUCGUCAAAAUCAGUAUGCAUUCAAUCGUUAUUAUGAAUCCAACGCAGGUCACCUGUUUGUCAGUCACAUCAACCCGUUCGAUACAGUUGGAGACCGCGGCAGAGAGGUCAAGGAGAAUCUCAUCAAGAAACGAAACACUCAAGAAUUGAUUGCUAUUUUCGAAAAUAGAUCAGAAAAUUAUGAUUUAGACAAUAAAAUAGAAGUUAAAAAAAUAAAUGCUACACCAUCUACAGAGAUCGUCGAUGAAAUAAUGAAAACUGGUCCGUUUACUAAAAACAUAUUUAUGAGCGACCGCUACUGUGAAACUGACUCCUUAUUUAUUGAGCACCAAAGACCAAUCGCGCAGCCAGCGACCAGUAUAUCUGCAACCGUGUUGGAUGAUGACUAUGGAGUUUGCUCAAGAAAUGUGUUUAAAAGUCCAAGCAGCGAUUAUGAAGACAGGUUCGAGGAAUAUAAUGUAGAUAAUAAUCGAUGCAUUAGAGAUUCUAACGAACUGGUUACCCAGGUCUUAGGAGAAGAAAAGAAGCAAUGUGAGAAAACGACUUACUGUCGCCCAUUACUGAAUAUGUAUAACCAAGAGUUUAUUUACAAAACAAUGCAAAGGAAUGUGAGGUUACAGAAACUGGUGAAGAAACUAGUAGUCGCGCGGCAGCGAGAAAAAGAGAGAGAAUCAUGGAAUAACUAUAUUAAUGAUCUUAAAAAUAAACAUAGAUAUUACAGUAAUGAGCCGACUAGGAUAUCACCACAGUACGUGCCUGGCGAUCGUCAUACUCCUGAGAUGAUUGACGAUUUUUAUAACACCAGAUUUCAAUGGCGUCAAUCGAAUCCCUGUCAGCAUUUGCUGGAUGACUUUUACAACACUCGUGGUUACGCGCCACCGAGAGCGUGGUGCCCGCGUCCCCCCGAGUAUGAUAACGGUAUGUUGCCAGAUGUCGAAUCAUUUAUAUAUGAUAAUAAUCGGUUUUGCUAUCCCACUUGUUCACAAGCUAAUAUGAAAAAAUGGAACACAGAACGAUUACACAGCCAUUACGGCUACGACUGGUACACGAGGCCGUCAGGUAGAUUCUUCCGUGGCAAUACUAUAGUUAUAGAAAAAGAUGAUGGAGGUAUGUUUGAUAGACUAGAAGGUACAACUAGGCCUCAUGCUGCCCCACGUACUCGGAAUAGGAAAUCGAAACGAAAUCAUUCAGUGAUACCUGAGCAGAAACAUACUGAUGCAAUGCCGUUUGUUGAUGAGACUGAAUUAACUAAUGUAACUGCCACUGCAUCACCAGUUGCAGUGGAUGAUCGAAAUAUAUAUUAUCCAUAUUCUAGAGAACCCAUACACGCAGGCGCUAUAGGUGAUAAAAAAGAUUCAUUUAGUCGUGUUUCUAUUGAAGAACCUUCGGAACUUUCGCAAGAUACGAAAAGCAAACAACAACCAUUGAAAAAUAAGGUGGACCUUAAUGUUCCUAACAAAGAGACGACAAUCCAGAAUCAGCAAAUUGAAGUAUCCAAUGUAAGUCAGCCUCAAGUGUCUUAUAUGAAUGAUACCAAAGUGAAAGAUGAACUUCCCGAUAAUGUAGAAACUAACAAACUGGCAAACAAUGUAGCACAAAAAGUUAACAGUAAACACAAGAAAAUUAAUUAUGAAAAAACGGAGACUGAAGAAAACAAACAAGAAAAUUUGAAAGACACGUUUAAAAAAGUUACUGAAAAUAUUUCAAAAUUAAAAAACAAGUUACGUCAGUCUGAGCAGGACGUGAGAAUAAAAUCUUUAUCAACUAUCGAAGUAAAAGUCGAUGGUUUGAUGAAAUCCAUCAAUUCUAUCAUGGAAGACAUUAAGAAAAAGGAAACUUUGUUAAAAAGAAAUGCCUCUGUAGCAACGUCAUUUGUGACCACCCACCAAAAACUAAACAGACAGAAAAGUGACCCUUACAGUACUGUUAAAAAUGAGAACUUUUUAUGUAGCGUGAUGCACAGCAGCUCUAGAAGUGUAACGAUUUCUGAUUUAGACGCUAAUGAUUAUCGAAGGCAAAGAGAAGAUAACAUCGCUAAAAUAGAUAAAAUAUUGAUGGAGGAGAUGAACAAGAGUAAUAAAGUUAAGAGAGAUAUCGAAGAACUGUUAAACCUGCGUCUCGACAGGAGCUGCUCGGUGCAGAUAACGUUCGAUAUCCCGACGAAGGAAAUAUCUACUGAAGUUACCAAUUCUCUAUCUAAAGCCAAGCUCGGUUCUAGAGCAGAGAUCGUAGUAGAAGAGAUACAAACACAGUGUAGUUCAGAUCGUCGGCAAAUGACAAUAGCAGUGAAUACUGAUCCCCUGGGUUUGUUGGAUUUGUUCAAGAUUUCCACGGACACAAUAAAAAGGUUGUUCUCAUUUGUGCCUUACUUGAGCUACAAUUCUUAUUUUUCGUUGCUACAACUGUCGCCCAAGAGGUGCGCGUCGCACUACAUUUGUAACAUUUGCGGCGCAGUGUUCAGCCGGCCCUCGCAGCUUAGUAACCACAUUGAACAACAUACUUUGGGAAAAACAAGGGAUUGUUGUGUCUGCCGCCACGCGCUCGACAUGCAGCGAACUCAGGCUGGCCUGUUCGAGUGCCGGUACUGUGGCCAGAGGUUCACCAGGGCCUACUGCCGUGAGCUGCAUGAGCAGACGUGUGCCCGUCACCUCGGCAGGACCCACGAUGUUAACUCUGGCCACAUUCUGCUGCGGUAGGCAAAGCCAUGCAGAUAUCUUUGAGAUAUUUGUAAGUUAAAAGACAAACAAGUAAAGAUCAUCUUUGAAAUUCUGAAGUAGUGUCACUAAUUAGCUGUGCCCUUGGUAUAAAUACUACUAGUAAUAGAACAUCGGUUGAAUUGUGUCACUGCUUGUGAUAUUCGGAUUAGAAUUUAUCACAGAAAUAUGUAGUUACAUACAAACAUCGCGCUAGCAUAUACAUAUGUACUUACAAUUUAGUAAUAAACAAAUAUUGUGAAACAAUAUGUUAUAGUUGGUUUGUAUGUAUAAUCAUGUAUAAUUAUUAAAUAAAUUAUGUGUAUACGA
Molecule: messenger RNA, 3144 nt
Organism: Spodoptera frugiperda (fall armyworm)
Lineage: Eukaryota; Metazoa; Arthropoda; Insecta; Lepidoptera; Noctuidae
Exons: 2
Coding region: 88-2817 (909 amino acids)
Source: RefSeq, a predicted model, not a curated record